Peromyscus leucopus (white-footed mouse) is the source of this 1028-nucleotide messenger RNA. RefSeq names its product BUD23 rRNA methyltransferase and ribosome maturation factor (gene Bud23). Gene Ontology annotation, cellular component: nucleolus. Gene Ontology annotation, molecular function: rRNA (guanine) methyltransferase activity. Lineage: Eukaryota; Metazoa; Chordata; Mammalia; Rodentia; Cricetidae. Gene Ontology annotation, biological process: rRNA (guanine-N7)-methylation. The record is from RefSeq and is a predicted model, not a curated record. The transcript is spliced from 12 exons. Bases 63 to 908 code for a protein of 281 amino acids.
UUGAUGACGUCAAAGCAUUGCGCUGGCGCUUGCCGGCAGCAGCGUGCUGCGGGACCCUGGAGAUGGCGUCUCGGAGCCGGAGACCUGAGCACAGCGGACCGCCAGAGCUGUUUUAUGACCAGAAUGAAGCCCGGAAAUACGUUCGCAACUCACGGAUGAUUGACAUCCAGACCAAGAUGACUGAGCGAGCAUUGGAGCUCCUCUGUUUGCCGGAGGGUCAGCCCUCUUAUCUGUUGGACAUCGGCUGCGGCUCUGGACUGAGUGGAGACUACAUCUCAGAAGAGGGGCACUAUUGGGUGGGCAUUGACAUCAGCACUGCCAUGUUGGAUGCUGCCUUGGACCGAGACACAGAGGGAGACCUGCUGCUAGGGGACAUGGGCCAGGGAGUCCCUUUCAGACCAGGUUCUUUUGAUGGCUGCAUCAGCAUCUCAGCUGUUCAGUGGCUCUGCAACGCAAACAAGAAGUCGGACGUCCCCGCCAGGCGUCUCUACCGCUUCUUUUCGUCCCUGUACUCUGUCCUUGUCCGCGGGGCCCGAGCCGUCCUGCAGCUGUACCCUGAGAACUCGGAGCAGCUGGAGCUGAUCACAACGCAGGCCACAAGGGCAGGCUUCACCGGUGGCGUGGUGGUGGACUUCCCCAACAGUGCGAAAGCCAAGAAGUUCUACCUCUGUCUGUUUUCUGGGCCUUCCACCUCCCUGCCAAAGGGGCUGACUGAAAGUCAGGAUGCAGACCGGGCCACUGAGUCCGCUUUCACCAGUGAAAGGGUGCCACACAAGAAGGCACGGCGGGACCUGGUGAAGAAGAGCCGGGAGUGGGUCCUAGAGAAGAAGGAGAGGCGCAGGCGCCAGGGCAAGGAGGUCAGACCCGACACCCAGUACACUGGCCGAAAGCGCAAGCCCCGCUUCUGAGGGCGCUGUAUCUAAUCAAAUGGAGAGUCUGGCCACCCACACCUGCAUCCAGUCCUGCAGACGGGGCCCUGGCCACCCACACCUGCAUCCAGUCCUGCAACGGCCCUGGCCACCCACACC